Rhodamnia argentea is the source of this 954-nucleotide messenger RNA. Its product is annotated as serine/threonine-protein kinase/endoribonuclease IRE1a-like. Lineage: Eukaryota; Viridiplantae; Streptophyta; Magnoliopsida; Myrtales; Myrtaceae. Gene Ontology annotation, cellular component: IRE1-TRAF2-ASK1 complex. Gene Ontology annotation, molecular function: RNA endonuclease activity; protein serine/threonine kinase activity; ATP binding. Gene Ontology annotation, biological process: protein phosphorylation; IRE1-mediated unfolded protein response; intrinsic apoptotic signaling pathway in response to endoplasmic reticulum stress. Bases 1 to 954 code for a protein of 317 amino acids. The transcript has 3 exons. The record is from RefSeq and is a predicted model, not a curated record.
AUGGCUCAUAAUAGCGGGGAGCCCGACAGAAGGAGAGAGGAAUUUUCUCAAGACAUGGGUCGCCUUAUUCUCCAAGCUGUAAGUAGAUUACGUGAUACUGAUUUGGAUAAUAUAGGUGUUGAUGACGCCUUUGUUGUUGAAAUGUUGGGAAUCAAACUUUCAAAGGAGAUAGGGAAAGGGAAAAAUGGCUGUGCGGUUUAUUCGGGGCAGAUUUAUGAUUCUACUGAGGUUGCUGUCAAAAGAUUUGUCAAGGGACACAUUGAGGUGGAUAGUCAUAUUAUCAACUUCUUAUCCAUAAAUCCGCACCCAAAUGUGGUGUGUCCUGUUAGCGGAGUAAAAUACAAUAGGUAUUUUGGCUAUAUCAUUCAAGAGUUGUGUCAUUUUAGUUUGCUCGAUCUGAUUGACGCAUUGAACCCUUUAUGUAAUUUCGUUGUCAAUCCUGAUGAUGCGCAACCUAUGAUUGAUUACAAAGAGAAGCAGAAAGCUCUUAGAGAUACAAUGCGGACGAGGGGCAUUGAGUUGUGGGCUCAUAAGGCUGUUGGCUAUCCGUCAGACACAGUGCUGAAACUGAUGAGGGACAUCACAUCAGGAUUGCAUUAUUUGCAUAUGCAUGAUAUGGUGCAUGGAAAUCUGAGAGCAGAAAACAUAUUGAUUGUUGAUAAAAAUGGAGUUCUAUCUGCGAAGAUAUCAGAUGCAGGGAUUGCUGCAGUUUCUGGACGUGCAACAGCUCCAGAACUUUAUAAUGCUGGACAGCGGCCAACUACAAAAUCUGAUAUGUUCUGCUAUGCUUCUAUAAUAUUCUUUUGUCUCACUGGGCAUCAUCCAUUUGGCGACUCUAUUGUACGUGACAAGAGAACUAAGAAGAACAAAAAAGACAUGACUUUGUUGCAAAGGAACUACGAAGCUUCUAUUCUCCUUGGUGAUUUGCUAAGCACGGAUCCUAAUUUGAGGUGA